Plutella xylostella (diamondback moth) is the source of this 746-nucleotide messenger RNA. It is a transcript of the gene Llp1, whose product is annotated as lysozyme-like protein 1. Gene Ontology annotation, molecular function: lysozyme activity. The record is from RefSeq and is a predicted model, not a curated record. Lineage: Eukaryota; Metazoa; Arthropoda; Insecta; Lepidoptera; Plutellidae.
UCAGGCACCAGGCAUCAGCUAACUGCAGCAGGCAGCACCUACCAGUCUUUAGCCAUCAGAUACCUACUAGCUAUCAGUAUGCUGUCCCCCCCCUGCCUGCUGGCGCUGGUCGUGGCGCUGGGCGCGCUGCACGGGGCGCAGGCGCACGCUCGCACGUUCACCGUGUGCCAGCUGUCUAGAGAGCUGCAACGGUAUAACUUCCCGAGGAACCUGAUUGGACGAUGGGUAUGCCUGGUGGACCACGCCAGCGGUCGGACCACGGACAAAGUGACUACCCACGACAACGGCUACUACAGCUACGGACUCUUCCAGAUAAACAACAAGGAAUGGUGCAAGAAAGGCAGAAAAGGCGGACUAUGCAGCAUGAAGUGUGAAGAUCUCCUGAACGAAGACCUCGCUGACGACGUGAGGUGCGCCAAGCGGGUGUACGACAGACUCGGCUUCAAGGGCUGGCCGGCGUCCCACGCCCACUGCAAGGACAAGAACCUACCCGACCUGUCCCGGUGUUAGGACACGACAGUGGGAGGCCGCUUCUUGCCUAUCUGUAGAACUAUGGAGACGCGUGACGAAACAUACACCUCUGUACUGAAAUGUUUACUACCAAAUUACCAGUCAAGUAAUGAUUUGAUUAAAUAUGUGUGAUAGACUGGCUCUCGGAGGCAGUUAUCGGUCGUAGGUCUUCCAGAAGGCCUCGCACGGGGCGCAAGACGCGCAAGCCAAGGCGUGACAAAAGAUUUGCGUGGCGC